CCAAAGACUCUGGACGCCGUUCAGCUCUCUUUGGUUUAUGAUUUAAAAUCCACACUAUUUAAUGGACCGAAGGUUUUCUGUACAAAGGUUUUUAUUAAGCAAAGCCUUCUAUUUUUAUUUUUGGUUUUUGUUGGGAGCGCAGGGGAUUCGAACAUGGCACCUCGGAUACUUCUCUGCGGCGACGUUCUGGGUCGCUUCAAUGCACUCUUCAAGCGCAUUGCCACGGUAAACAAGGCAAAUGGUCCUUUUGAUGUUCUGCUAUGUGUGGGACAGCUAUUUCCAAAAUCAAAUAACAUUGAGGAGUUAGAUGAGAUGCUGCUAUACAUACAGGGCCAGAAGGAAAUUCCUUUACCAACCUAUUUUAUAGGGGAUUUUGGUGAAGGGGCUGCUUCUGUACUAUCUGCUGCUAAAUUAGAAUCUGCUAAUCAAGGGUUUAAAAUGGAAGGCAUUCCAGUUUGCAAGAAUCUUUAUUGGCUCAAAGGGAGUGGCAAGUUUAUUCUUCAUGGUUUAUCUGUAGCCUAUUUAGCAGGAAGAAGUUCAUCAAAUGGAUCAAUGGUAGGAGUAUACUGUGAAGACGAUAUUGAUGCACUGAGAGCUUUUGCUGAAGAAUCUGGUGUUGUUGAUCUGUUUCUAACUAAUGAAUGGCCGGAAGGAAUUCUUAGUGGUGCUAAUUUAGCAGAUGCUCCUCCAGGAAUUGAGCAUCUGUCAGGGGGAAAUGCUGUGAUAUCAGAGCUAGUUAAAGAGCUCAAGCCUCGGUAUCACAUUGCAGGUUGUGAAGGUAUAUUUUAUGCUAGAGAGCCAUACACAAAUGAUGGAGCUUCACAUGUAACACGUUUUAUAGGAGUAGCAGCAGUUGGAAAUGAUAAGAAACAGAAAUUUAUCCAUGCACUUUCUCCCAUGCCCGCAUCUGUGAUGUCUGCAUCUGAACUUUCUGCAAUACCUGCAAAUGCAACAGCUUCUCCGUAUAAUGUUCUAUUAAAAUCUGGUGGAGCAAAAAAUACGAGGAAGCAACCUGAAGCUUCUGAUUCUCAGUAUUGGCGAUAUGAUGUAUCACAAAAACGACACAGAGGGGGCACUACAGAUGGUGAAAAAAUGUGUUUUCAGUUUUUAUCAUCUGGUUCUUGUACACGAGGUGAAAAAUGUAAUUUUAGACAUGAUAUAGACAAUAAAACUCCCUUCUCAAAGGGGUUCUGUUUUGAUUUCAUUAGUAAGGGUAGAUGUGAGAGAGGUUCAGACUGUAAAUUUCGCCACAGCUCAGAGGGUGGUGGGAGUGAUGAUCAGAUUCCUUCUGGUAGCUGCUUUGAAUUUUUCAAGAAUGGUAGAUGCAAUAAGGGGGAUGAAUGCAGAUUUAGCCAUGACCUUGAUGCUGGGAAGAAAAGGGGAAAUGCAAUAUCUACUACAAAUCAGCCUUGCUGGUUUUGUCUUUCAAGUCCUAAUAUAGAUUCUCAUCUUGUGGUCAGUAUAGGAGAAAACUUCUACUGUGCAAUAGCCAAAGGUCCACUUGUUGAAGGACAUGUACUAAUAAUUCCUGUUGAACAUUUACCUUCCUCCCUUUCGCUGCCUCCAGAUGCAGAUGGUGAACUACAAAAUUAUAAGCAUGCUCUCAAAAGAUUUUUUAGGAAGCAAGGGAAUUCAAUUAUUGUGUUUGAAAGGUACUUCAAUCUAAGAGUGGCCACUCAUGCUCAUUUACAGGUUGUUCCCAUACCAUUAUCCAAGGCAUCAGCUGUGCGAAGUGAAUUUAUAUCUGCAGGCAAGAAGUUAGGGUUUGAAUUUGAUGUAAUCAAACCUGGAGAGAAUGAUGAUGAUACCAAAAUGUCAUUAAAGAAGUUACUGCGUGGUGGGAAUGGCUAUUUCUUUGUGGAGCUUCCAGAAGGAACCAUAUUGGCACAUUUGCUUGAGUCUGGAGAGAAACUGCCUAUGCAAUUUGGGCGUGAGGUUCUUGCCAACUUGUUAGGGAAAAUAGAUAGAAGUGAUUGGAAGAAUUGCAAACUAAGUAAGGAAGAGGAAACAUCAAUGGCAGAGGACUUCAAAAACCGUUUUGAAUCAUUUGAUCCAAUGAUUUCAUCAUAACCACAGAUAAUUGGUUACUUUAAGAUCCUGUGAGCUAUCCAAUUAUGAGUUCUGUGUCAUCAUAGAAUUGACCUUCGCUGAGAUUUCUAGUGAAAUUUAUUGUCGCAACAAAAUUAUGAACUUUUGAGAUCUGCUGGGUUGCCACUUUUACUUUAGUUAUGCAUUUCUUUUGAUUAAUUUUGUCUUUAAAAUUUUCACUUUAUGAUUGCUGUUUGCUCCUAUUUAGAAGAAUUGACCUUUAAUAAUAAUCCCAUGAUUGUAAAGGAAGUUUUCACAAUGAAAACCCUAUUCUGUUUGUGUCA
This is a messenger RNA of Cryptomeria japonica (Japanese cedar), 2372 nucleotides long. RefSeq names its product zinc finger CCCH domain-containing protein 64. Gene Ontology annotation, biological process: mRNA splicing, via spliceosome. Gene Ontology annotation, molecular function: RNA lariat debranching enzyme activator activity; metal ion binding. Bases 154 to 2070 code for a protein of 638 amino acids. The transcript has 10 exons. The record is from RefSeq and is a predicted model, not a curated record. NCBI's taxonomy places the organism in Eukaryota, Viridiplantae, Streptophyta, Pinopsida, Cupressales, Cupressaceae. Gene Ontology annotation, cellular component: post-mRNA release spliceosomal complex.